Molecule: messenger RNA, 1506 nt
Organism: Rotaria socialis
Lineage: Eukaryota; Metazoa; Rotifera; Eurotatoria; Philodinida; Philodinidae
Source: the annotation of a GenBank genome assembly
AUGAAUGAUGAAUUAUCUGUUUCUGAUGAAGAUAAACGUUGUUAUGCAUGUCGAAAUGCCGAUGAAGGAUGUGUAACACCUUGCCAUUGGACACAACGUUGUUAUAUUAAAUCAAAACAUCCUAAUGCAACAAUCAAUGAUCGUCAAUGUACAAAUCAACCAUGGGCACGAGAGUUACUUACUGAUGGAUGUAUAACAUAUAUGAAAACUUAUUGGUGCAUGUGUUCAUCUGAUAUGUGUAAUGGAGGUGAUCUGGACUCAAUUCGAGGAUUUGAAGAUUGCUCUAAAAAUCCAUGUCAAGAUGGUUCAAUCUGUCUUGAUACAAAAGAAGGAUUUACGUGUAUUUGUGCACCAUGGCAAGAAGAUUGUACAAAAUCUUAUCAAGUUGGAUGUAGUUGUAAAAAUGGUGGCCGAUGUAUAAUGAAUUACGGUUCAUAUGGAUGUGAAUGUCCGUAUGGUUAUACUGGGAUAAAUUGUGAAACAUUAACUGGGUUGGUUCCAGAGGAACUACUUCCGUUAUUAUUAAAGGAAGCCGCAGUCGACAAUGCUGAAGAAGAUUCUGAAUCUUCACAAUGCGUUAGAGAACCAUGUGGACUUGAUGGUGUUUGUAUUCCAAUGCCAGAUGAUAAAUAUGUAUGUUUAUGUCAAAAUCGUGUUAUUGCCGCUAAAAGUUGUGAUGAAGCUCGAAGAGAUCCAUGCGCACCACAUAAUCCUUGUCGAAAUGGUCGUUGUAUUUCGAAUGAACGUGGUGGUUUUCAAUGUAAAUGUCGUGCUGGAUGGACUGGCCGUCGAUGUGAUCAAGGCACUAGUUAUUGUGCCAAAUAUAAUCCAUGUCUUAACAAUGGAACAUGCCAUGAUGAGGGAGAAUCUUACCGUUGCCAAUGUUCAGAAAAUUUUAUGGGUCAUCGUUGUGAAAGAAUGGAAAAAAGUUGUUCAACACCUCAAUGUUUUAAUGGUGGUGUCUGUGUAAAUACGGCUACAUCAUUUAAAUGUAUUUGUCCCAUUGAUUAUGAAGGACAACGAUGUGAUCAAAAAUGGAAUGACUGUGCUAGUCAUUCAUGUCUACAUGGGUCAACAUGUGUUGAUGGGGUUGCAUCAUAUACAUGUCAAUGUCAACGAGGUUUCACGGGAAAAUAUUGUGAAAUAAAUGUUGAUGAUUGUCGAAUGGAUUCUUGUAUGAAUGGCGGUACAUGUGUCGAUCUCGUCAAUGAUUAUCGCUGUCAAUGUUUACCUGGAUUUACUGGACGUACGUGUCAAUAUGAUUUACGAAAAUGUAAUGAAACACUUUGUCGAAAUUAUGGCACAUGCUAUAUGGGUUUCGAUGGUUAUGCUCAAUGUCAUUGUAAUCAGAUCUUUACUGGCAUUUUCUGUGAAAGCCGUGUUCAUCCUUGUUUUCCAAAUCCGUGUACGAACGGUGGUACAUGUGUAGCAAGAGGCAAUAAAAUUGCAUGUUUAUGUCGGCAUAAAUUUACUGGAAAUCAAUGUGAAAAACAGAUAGAUAUUUAA